This is a messenger RNA of Anolis sagrei ordinatus, 2081 nucleotides long. NCBI's taxonomy places the organism in Eukaryota, Metazoa, Chordata, Lepidosauria, Squamata, Anolidae. The record is from RefSeq and is a predicted model, not a curated record.
AUGGAUCUCCCUUUCUCUCUUUUGAUUCCAGUUGUGUUUUGUGUGGCUCUGUCGUCAUUGGUGGGUCACACAGCGGAGGUCCUUCCCCGCUGCUACCGGGCCCCGGGCGACUCCUUGCGGACCUCUGAUUGCCAACUCCAGCACCACAAAUCCAUCCCAGAGGUCGACCCUUCCGUCCAGGUCCUCUUCUUGGACUUCAAUGCCAUCUCCGCCAUCGUGAGCUCCUCCUUCCCGCCCUUGACGUCCCUCCUCAUGCUGUCUCUCGGGAGGCAGUUCGUGGGAUCCUUCUUCGUCGGAGAGUGGGCUUUCCGCAACGUCCCAGGCAUCACCUUCCUGGACCUUGGAGGCAAUCGCAACCUGACCCUCCACCUGGACGCCUUGAGGGGCCUCUCCAAGCUGGAGGUGUUGCUCUUGGAUGCCAACGGUUUGGACGAAGGCAUCCUGGAGAAGGGUUAUUUCCGGGAUUUGGUGUCGCUGAAGCGCCUGGAUCUGUCCGGGAACCGCCUUCGUAGGUUGAGGCCCGACGCAACGUUCCAAGGGUUGAGGAACUUGGAUACUCUUCAGCUGAAGCUCAACCAGAUCAGUACCAUUUGUGGGGAUGACCUCCAACAUCUUCGGGGCCGUCAUUUGGACAUCUUGGACCUCUCUUCCAACCGGCUGCUUGGUUCCCCGUCCUGUGGCAACCCUUUCCUCAAUAUCACGUUGGGGACGCUUGACGUCUCCUCCAAUCCUUGGAACGCGGAGAAAAUGGAGCAAUUCUUCACACAAAUAAAUGGCACCGAAAUCUUGAACCUCAAGAUGCAACACUCGGGGGCCUUGGGAAGCGGGUUCGGCUUCCAUAACUUGAAAGACAUCUCGGCGAGCACCUUCGCCGGAUUGCGCCACAGCGGCGUCUCCUCCCUUGACAUCUCCAACGGCUUCCUCAACAAGUUGGUCUCCUCUUCUUUCUCGGCCUUCCCAGAUCUCGACGUCCUGCUCUUGAGGUCCAACGAGAUCGCCCAGAUCCAAGAUGGAGCCUUUGCUGGGCUGAAGGAGCUGCGUGUCCUCGACCUCUCCGGGAAUCUCCUCGGCGCAUUGUACGAAGAGUCCCUGCGGGCCUUGAGGCCUUCUCCUUUGCAUCAUCUCGUUCUGGCCUCCAACAACAUCGGAGCCAUCCAACACAAUGCUCUUGAAGGCCUCAACGCCUUGGAGACCCUCGACCUCGAGGACAACUCACUUUCGAAAAUCCCACCAGGAAAUCUCCCGUCUUUGCUCCGCCUGACGCUGCGGCGGAACCGGAUCCGGGAUGUCUGGGGCAUCGAGCGGCUCGGGAAGACCUUGACACACCUAGACCUCUCUUCCAAUCGCUUAAUCAACUUGGGAAGCAUUUGGGGCCAACUGGGAGGCAUCCCCAACUUGCGCUUGCUCAAUCUCUCCAGCAACGGGUUCAGACAAUGCUUCUGGCUCAAGGAAGGGCCUCGCCAACUCCGGGUGUUGGACCUUUCCCAUAACAACCUAGGAAAGGUUUGGGGAGAGGAGAGGUGCCUCAACAUCUUCCAGGGUUUGGAGGAGCUGGUGGGGCUCAACCUGAGCUCCAACAGAAUCCGCAGUGUGCCCCAGCAUCUCCUCCAACCUUUAUACUCUUUGCAAAGGCUGGAUCUCUCCGACAACCUCCUCCAUAUGCUUCCGGAGUGGGCCUUCGAUGGCUUGACUUCCUUGCGCGAUCUCAGCCUCAGCGGGAACCCCUUGGUGACCCUCUCGACUUCGUUGUUCCAGCCCUUGGAGCACCUACAGUCCUUGGACCUGAGAGACCUGGCGCUGUUGUGCGAUUGUGAGAUGGCCAACCUCCAGCGAUGGUAUCAGGAGAAGAAGGCUGCCCCGAAUUCAGCAACGCUCUCCUGCCUUCGGACCCGUCCGACUUUCCAGUGGUUCUCCUUGACCUCUUUCCUGGAAAGCCAUUGCGCCCAGUAAGAUGUAGGCCCGGUUCCUUCCGUAUUGUCACAGACCUAAUGCACAUGGCGCAAUUACGGCUCUAUCAUCCCACUUCCUCCUUACUGUCAGGAACCCGAUUCACAACCAGAGAAUCCAAAUAAACAUAACAA